This is a messenger RNA of Drosophila bipectinata, 1698 nucleotides long. RefSeq names its product juvenile hormone esterase. The record is from RefSeq and is a predicted model, not a curated record. Lineage: Eukaryota; Metazoa; Arthropoda; Insecta; Diptera; Drosophilidae.
UUAGUGAAGGCGUAGAGAUGAUCAAGUGGAUUUUAGCUACAUGGCUGGUGCUGCAGGCCAGUUCAUCGGUCUUCUCCAUAGAAGUAGACACCGACCUGGGACGCGUAAGAGGUGCUAAUCUGACUUCCAGAUUGGGAUUGCCCUUUCAUGCCUUUCGAGGCAUUCGGUAUGCAAAGCCGCCUCUGGAAGAGCUGCGCUUUCUGAACCCCCAACCUGUUGAGGCCUGGAGUCCUUUCGACGCCACCGAAGAUGGGCCCAUGUGUCCGCAACCGUGGGACAAUAUGACCGAUGUGUCCGAGGACUGCCUGCGGCUCAAUGUUUACACCAAGGACUUAAAAGCGCGUCGCCCAGUCAUUGUUUUCUUGCAUCCCGGAGGAUUCUAUGUGUUUUCAGGGCAAAGCAAUUAUUUGGCCGGACCAGAGCAUUUUAUGGAUCGGGAUUGCGUUUUGGUUUCAAUCAACUAUCGCCUAGGUAGCUUGGGCUUUCUGGCUACUGGAACUAAGGACGCUCCUGGCAAUGCAGGACUCAAAGAUCAAGUUCAAGCUCUUCGUUGGAUACAAAAACACAUCCAUAGAUUCGGCGGCGAUCCAAAUAAAGUGACCCUCUUAGGAUACAGUGCCGGUAGUCUUAGUAUUGGAUUGCAUAUGCUUUCGCCAAUGUCGCGAGGUCUUUUCCAUCGAGGAAUCUGCAUGAGUGCCUCACCUUAUGGUCCUCCUAAAUACCACACCAAUGACCUUCAGCUGGCAAAACGCCAGGCCAGACUUUUGAAUUGUCCCCAGGAACCGAUAAAGGAAAUGGUAGAGUGUAUGCGACAGAAAUCCGCUUUGGAUUAUGUGAGCACCUACAACGGAAUGUUCGAUUUUGGCUGGAGUCCUGUGCUAAACUGGAGAAUCGUAGUCGAAGAGGACUUUGGCCAGGAAAGGUAUAUUAUCGAGGAUCCAUUUAAAACUGCGCGACGUGGCGACUUCUAUAAGGUGCCACUAAUCACAGGGGUCACAGAGUUUGAAUUUCUAUCUGGAGCGUUCUUUGAUCUACGCAAUGAGAGCAUUAUAAGCAACUAUAACAAGGACUGGGAACACUAUGCUUCAAUCUCUCUGCUUCUGGAACGGGGCACGAACCAUUCGCGAUAUGCGACUCGCGUUUUUAGGGAGAAAUACCUACCGGAGAGCCUCGAUAAACUGGAGUAUCCCAAGUCCCUGAACGGCUUCGGCAAGCUUGUGAGCGACGCUCUAAUUAAUGUGGCAACCGAUCGCUUUUUGCGGCUUUUGUCCCCUCAUACUCCCAUUUAUGCCUACUACUUCCGCUACAAGGGCAGGUAUAGUUUUCUCAAAAACCCAGACAACCAACAAGCAAUGGGUCCUGUUCACCAUGAUGAGCUCUUGUAUUUAUUCCACGUGGGACUAAUAAGUCCUCUGUCCAAGCCAGAUGAUCCUGAGAGUUUCAUGAUUGAGCGAAUGACGCGAAUGUGGCUCGAAUUUGCUGAAAAAGGGAAUCCUCACAACUCAAGCGAUGAAUACCUAAAGGACUUACACUGGCCUCUGUACAAUUCCAAGGAAAAGGCGUACUUGGAAAUCGACAACAAAGUUUCACCUAAGACUGGUGGCUUCCAUCAGGAGCGAUUUAGCAUUUGGGAUGAAUUGUUUCCCCUUUCGAACUAUUAUUGAAACCUAACUUUUUUAAGUGAAAUCAAAAAUACAG